AUGGCACCCACGCAAACGCAAACCCUCACAUCCCACCACGAGCAGUUCAGCAAGCCCAUCACCCUCACAGGCCGCAUCUCCAAACCCGCAACCCGCACAACAACCCGCACACCCACCAACCCAAACAAAUCUCUCCUCUCCUACACCCCGCAAAUCCCCCCGCCUCACCCCGACAUCCCCAUCUCCCUGCUGCGCAACAAACUCCUCCUCCAAUGCCGGCCAUACAUCCCCAGCCGCCUGCUCCACGAAGCCCUAGCCGACGGCCUGUACGCCCGCGCCACACACUGGAUCACCCCCGCCAGUCUAACCGCCUCGCGCCACGGCAAACACAAGCGCUACUUCGUCCUGCACACGUCGGAUUUCUCACUGCAGCAAGUCGGGUCCGCCUGGGAAGCGCGCGUGUGCGCGAAUAGUCGGGGCAUCGAUGCGGGGAACGGCGUGACUUUAUCGGUGCGGGAGCGGAGCGAGUGGGUCAGCUUUGUCAGGGGCGAAACAUUUAGCCAGCGUUCUAUUACAGCUACAUCAUUUUCCCAAGCCCUCUCGCGAAGAAUCGCAAUCCCCGCAACGUGA
This is a messenger RNA of Parastagonospora nodorum SN15, 570 nucleotides long. RefSeq lists its product as hypothetical. The record is from RefSeq and is a predicted model, not a curated record. Lineage: Eukaryota; Fungi; Ascomycota; Dothideomycetes; Pleosporales; Phaeosphaeriaceae. The transcript is spliced from 2 exons. Bases 1 to 570 code for a protein of 189 amino acids.